Messenger RNA from Sphaerulina musiva SO2202, 3543 nucleotides. RefSeq lists its product as uncharacterized. The record is from RefSeq and is a predicted model, not a curated record. The coding region runs from base 1579 to 2991 and encodes 470 amino acids. NCBI's taxonomy places the organism in Eukaryota, Fungi, Ascomycota, Dothideomycetes, Mycosphaerellales, Mycosphaerellaceae. The transcript has 3 exons.
UACCUCUAUGCCCGUAAAGUGGCAAAACUGCAGGCGAGCCCCUGUUUCUGCUGCAUGUAUCAUUCUCUUCCUACUGCUGUUUUUCAUCAAGUUUCGGAGCCGCAAUACCAACUACAGCUUCUCGGCUCAUCCAACCUCACCGGAGUCUGAACGCUCCCUCCCAGCUCGUCCAAAAUGCAGCGUGACAAAGGUAUCAAUGCUCUACGGCGCGCACAAAGUUCCACAACUUGACGCCGCUCUCCUCUCUCACCAACGACACAGUGAGCGUUUCGGCUGCCCCUUCGCCAAACUCGAGUACGACGUCACCACGCGGAAACUCUACAGCAAACACUACUUCCUCCUAUCCACUAUGCUACAAGAACUGUCUAAACCCGUCGAGCACAGGCAACAAUGGCUCAUGUGGGUAGACGCCGACUCCAUCGUCUUAAAUCCCGCGCUCUCUCCCGAGAUUUUCUUGCCUCCGGAUGAUGUGCAAGGUGUCUACGCGCUCGUGACAGCGGAUCACAAUGGGCUCAAUUCGGGAGUGUUUUAUCUUCGAGUACAUUCUGAUUCUGUCGAUCUUCUCACGCAGACGCUGGCGUACCCGCUCGCGCAUCCGGCGGAGGACCUAGGGUGGUUUGGUGAACAAGCUGCUAUGGCACAUGUGAUUCAGUCGAUUGAAACAGCAGCAGCAGCGAAUACGACUGGUCCAUCUGGUAUUGUGUGGAUGCCUCGCAUAUGGUUCAACGCGUAUGAGUUUGAGCAUGGUUUCGAGGGCCAGCCGGGUGCUGCUUUGGUGCAUUUUGCCGGUUUGGCGGAGAAGAGAUUGACGCACAUGACGAGAUGGUUGGAUGAAUUGCAGCAGAAUCCCGCCAAGUGGGAAAUCCCUUUGCAUAAAACGUUCUAUGAAGACGCGAUUUCGAGGUUUUGGAAGGAAUACGUUGCGAAUGCUACGGCGCAAAGUACGAAGGAUCAAUCAUAGCUAUGUGUUCUGCCUAUUAGGCUAUUAUCGCAGCGGGUGGAUCGGCGGCCUCGUGUCAUCAAUCAAUCUCUCACUGUCUCAAUUCGCUAUUCCGGCUUCACCAGGGCAAAUUUGAUAGCGAACCAGGAUCGCCACCCUGGUCCAUAGAAAAAGGCUUGUGUGUUUAGUCUGGCGUAACCGAGAAUCCGGGAUGCACGUCUUCUUGUUUCUGUUCGACGACCUUCGCUGCCGCGAAAGACACAAAAGCCCGUUUGGGAGGUUCGGCUUCAUCAACAGAACACGACGCGGACAAGAUUGUUUGCUCUGAUGCCCACAAACAGAUGCUGUGGUCCGCGACCGGCUCAUUGCAGGAGCUCCGAGAUUUCUUCCCGUGUAGCACAAUGUCAUCUUCAACGCCAGUCAGGACAGGCAUUAUUGGGAAACGCCGUCAAGUACGAGUCCAGCAUGUAACCGGCGCUAAGUAAGUUGACCUCGACGUCGAUCUAUCGAACUCCCACACAUCUUUACAAGCCCUCUAUUCCUCGCACUGCUCCUGUCUCCUCUCGAUCAUCGAUGCUCACCUCACUGCCGCUCAUCGCGCCUGUGCGCCUGUCACCCCUCGCUCUCAGCGGACAACCAUGUGGACCUACAACUCCCCACCGCUUGGACAGCACUUGAGUCGGUGGUCCGUACAGCCUGGAGUCUGGCAAUUCACUUGCGCCAUACUGCUUCUCCUCUUGGUCUCGAGAGAAUACAGCCAUCGAGAGGUCCGCGCUCCAACGCCAUCAGCCUUUGCGAUACCUUCUGAUCCGGUGAUUGAGAUUCACUCCAAAUCCACAGCAGCACAGCCGAUACUGGAUUCGCUCUCAAAGUCAGGAACUCCAUGGCAGUAUGAUUGGCAACGAGAUGGGAACAAUCAGUAUCUGGCCGCCAGCCAAUGCGACGCUGCUUUCCCACUGCUGUACCAUGAAAUUGAACGGGCCCAGCAGCGUUUUGGUGCGGCCAACAUCACCGAGGACGAUAUCGACUUAUUUCGUGAGGGUACUGGCAAUGAUGGAGGCGUGAGAAUCUUGAUCGUCGACUCGCAAGUCCGCAUUAUUUUGACCCGAGGGCUGUUCAGAGAGGACUUCCGUCAUCGAAUCAUCGCCAUCGUGCAGCAAGUCGUGCAAGCUGUCGCUGCUGCAGAUGCUUCAGGUGAAGCGAUUCCAAACAUUGAGUUUAGCGUUGUGGUCGAUGACAUCGCUGUUCUCGAUCAGAAGAAGCCUGGAGCGUUAUGGUCGUUCACUCGAAGGGAUGCAGAUGCUGUCCAUGACAAUCUGUGGUUGAUUCCAGACUUCCAUUUCUUUGCAGCGCCGCCCGAAGCCGAAGGCUUUCGGACCAUGCAGGCGAAGUUUAGGACACACGACUCAUCUCUCGAGCAGAAGCUGCCGCAGGUGGUAUGGCGUGGAGCAACGUGGACGAACAAGCCCGUGCGACAGUCUUUACUGGAUGUGACAGCUGGAAAAGAAUGGGCAAACGUAUCGGAAAUGAGCUGGGAGAACCUUGCCACGGUGAUUCCAAUGGAUGAAUUCUGCAAAUAUCGCUACACUGUCAAUACCGAAGGACGGGCCUGGUCUGCCCGAAUGACACAUCUCUUCAACUGCGACAGUCUAAUGUUCGUUCAUGACGUAGAAUGGGUAGCGCACUACUACCACCUACUCGACACAGGCCACAAUUGCAUUUCCGUAGCUCGCGACUUCCACGACCUCGAGGCCAAAAUCCAAUACUACGAGCACCACCUCGACGAAGCCCAACAAAUCGCCGACCGAGCCAAAGAAACUUUCAGACAACGAUACACCACUCCUGCCGCAACAGCUUGCUACUGGAGAAAACUGAUGCGAACUUGGUCAACAGUCGCAUUCGAACCCCAAAUUCACAUCCCUUCAGACGACGAGGAGACUUCUUCUUCUCCCCGCAAAAGAAUCCGAGGAAUUACUUUUGAAGAGUUUAUUUUGCAUUUGAAUGAUCAGGACUAUCCUUAUCAGAAGAAGAAGAAGAAUCAAAAUGGUUGAGUGGUGGAUGGAGAUGAUGAUGAUGAUGGUUUCUCGACCGAAAUCAAUCCUACCUUACCUUACACAGCGGGAGUACCUAGUACGUACGACCAUCAACCAAUCCGAUCUUUUCAUCGCUGAGGUAUAUGUACUUGGUACUUUCAGGACAAAAAAGACAAGCAACUACAGGCAAGGAUAUUCAAUCCCAUCAUACCAUGUCUCCGAUGAUGGUGAUGAUGAUGAUGAUGUCGAUCGGCAAGGCAAAACAAUCAUUUCUGCCGCGAACAACUCCACGCACAAAAUUUCCUGCGUCAAGAGAGGGCAAGAUAGAGUCGUGGGGAGUCUGUCGUUAUUGGGAGGGCUAUGUAACAUAGUCAGUCUUGAGGCGAAGGAAAUGGUUUGGGGAAAGAGAAGACUAUUGGACAAGUUGUUUGUGUUCUGUCUCUUUGCAGAUGGAAGGGGAGGAGAGGAGAGGAGAGGAAAGGAGAGGAGAGGAAAGGAAGGGAAAGGCAAGCAAGCAGGCAAGCAGAUGUCAAGAUAUGUAUAUUAGGUGUAUAACUUACUCAAGGUACU